AUGGGUGGGGUAGCAGGUGUGGGGCGGCGGUUUCAGGUCGUGGGGCGGCGGUUUCAGGUGUGGGGCGGCGGGUUUCAGGUGUGGGGUGGCGGGUUUCAGGUGUGGGGCGGCGGGUUUCAGAUGUGGGGCGGUGGUUUCAGGUCGUGGGGUGGCGGGUUCCAGGUGGGGCGGCGGUUUCAGGUCGUGGGGCAGCUGGGGGGUGGCGGGUUUCAGGUGGGGCGGCGGUUUCAGGUCGUGGGGCGGCGGUUUCAGGUGUGGGGCGGCGGGUUUCAGGUGUGGGUUGGCGGGGUUCAGGUGUGGGGCGGCGGGUUUCAGGCAGCGGGCGACGGGUUUCAGCAGGGCGACGGGGCGCCCUUCUAA
Closterium sp. Naga37s-1 is the source of this 360-nucleotide messenger RNA. NCBI's taxonomy places the organism in Eukaryota, Viridiplantae, Streptophyta, Zygnematophyceae, Desmidiales, Closteriaceae. The record is from the annotation of a GenBank genome assembly.